Elaeis guineensis (African oil palm) is the source of this 3394-nucleotide messenger RNA. Its product is annotated as transportin-1. Gene Ontology annotation, biological process: protein import into nucleus. NCBI's taxonomy places the organism in Eukaryota, Viridiplantae, Streptophyta, Magnoliopsida, Arecales, Arecaceae. Gene Ontology annotation, molecular function: small GTPase binding. The record is from RefSeq and is a predicted model, not a curated record.
AAUUCACGUCACCGCCGCACGCGCUGCCAUCAUCGAAGAAGCGCACCGCCUCCUCUUUUUACCUCACAGAAUCGCCCACACACCCCACCCUCCCAUACGCACCCGAAGAUCCGUUCCUUGCCCUCCCCUCUCUUCUCUUCUCCGAUCGGUGGCGGCAGAGGAGCCAUGGCGGCGGCGGCGGCCCUGUGGCAGCCCCAGGAGGAGGGGCUCCGCGAGAUCUGCGGCCUCUUGGAGCAGCAAAUCUCCCCUAACUCCGAUCAGCCACGGAUUUGGCAGCAGCUCCAGCACUACAGCCAGUUUCCCGAUUUCAAUAACUAUCUCGUCUUCAUCCUUGCCCACGCCGAGGGUAAAUCAGUUGAAAUACGGCAGGCUGCUGGAUUACUAUUGAAAAACAAUCUCAGGGUGACUUUCAGUUCCUUGUCUCCUUCGCACCAGCAAUAUAUUAAGUCGGAGUUGUUGCCAUGUUUAGGGGCGACAGACAGGACCAUCAGAUCCACAGUUGGUACAGUUAUUAGUGUUCUUGUUCAAUUAGGGCGAGUUGUUGGCUGGCCGGAGCUGUUGCAAGCUCUCGUUCAUUGCUUGGACGGUAAUGACACAAAUCAUAUGGAAGGUGCCAUGGAUGCCAUAUACAAGAUUUGUGAGGACAUUCCAGAAGAGCUUGAUGUUGAUGUUCCCGGAUUAUCUGAACGGCCGAUAAACAUUUUAAUUCCAAGAUUAUUACAGUUUUUUCAGUCUCCACAUGCGGUACUCAGAAAGCUAUCACUGGAUUCUCUUAAUCAGUUUAUUGUAGUGAUGCCCACAGCCUUGUUUAUGUCCAUGGAUCAAUACCUUCAGGGAUUGUUUGCUCUUGCUCAUGAUUCUUCUGCAGAUGUUCGGAAAUUGGUUUGUGCUGCAUUUGUUCAGCUAAUUGAAGUCCGACCAUCAUUCUUGGAGCCACAUUUGAGAAAUGUGAUUGAAUACAUCUUGCAAGCUAACAAGGAUCCUGAUGAUGAGGUUGCUCUGGAGGCUUGUGAAUUUUGGUCAGCAUAUUGCGAUGCUAAUUUGCCCCCGGAUGGCUUAAGAGAGUUUUUACCUCGCUUGAUUCCAGUUUUGAUGUCAAAUAUGGUGUAUGCUGAUGAUGAUGAGUCACUUGUUAAUGCAGAGGAAGAUGAAUCUUGUCCAGAUAGGGAUCAGGAUCUGAAGCCUCGUUUCCAUUCAUCACGAUUACAUGGAUCUGAUAAUGGAGAAGAAGAGGAUGAUGAUGACACUGUCAAUGUUUGGAAUUUACGGAAAUGCAGUGCAGCUGGACUGGAUAUUCUGUCAAAUGUAUUUGGUGAUGAGAUUCUUCCUACAUUGAUGCCUUUAAUUCAGCAAAAGCUAUCAACUGCAAAUGAUUCUGCUUGGAAAGAGAGGGAAGCUGCUGUUUUGGCAAUUGGUGCCAUAGCAGAAGGAUGCAUUAGCGGACUUUACCCCCACCUUCCUGAGAUUAUUGCAUUCCUUAUACCACUUCUGGAUGAUAAAUUUCCUCUUAUACGGAGUAUCACCUGUUGGACACUUUCUCGUUUUAGCAAGUACAUUGUUCAGGGCAUUGGUCAUCAAAAUGGUCAUGAACAAUUUGAUAAAGUUCUCAUGGGACUACUUAGAAGGAUAUUGGAUACUAAUAAGCGAGUGCAGGAGGCUGCUUGCUCAGCUUUUGCAACUCUUGAAGAGGAGGCUGCAGAAGAAUUGGCACCACGCCUGGAAAUCAUUUUGCAGCACCUCUUAUGCGCUUUUGGGAAAUAUCAGAGACGGAACCUCCGGAUUGUCUAUGAUGCUAUUGGUACUCUUGCUGAUGCAGUUGGAGGAGAAUUAAAUCAGCCGAAGUAUCUUGAUAUUUUGAUGCCUCCAUUAAUCUCAAAGUGGCAGCAACUUUCAAAUAGUGACAAAGAUCUAUUUCCAUUGCUCGAGUGCUUUACUUCUAUAGCACAGGCUUUGGGACCAGGAUUUUCUCAGUUUGCUGAACCAGUUUUUCAGAGGUGCAUCAAUCUUAUCCAGAUACAACAAUUGGCAAAGGUUAAUCAUGUUGUGGCUGGUGUCCAAUAUGAUAAAGAAUUCAUUGUCUGCUCCUUGGACUUAUUGUCAGGGCUUGCUGAAGGCCUUGGCAGUGGGAUAGAGAGCCUGGUUGCACAAAGUAAUCUGAGAGAUCUACUUUUGCAAUGCUGUAUGGAUGAAGCAGCUGAUAUUCGGCAAAGUGCACUGGCACUUCUUGGGGACCUUGCAAGAGUUUGCCCCGUACACCUGCAUCCUCGUCUACAGGAGUUUCUUAAUGUUGCAGCCAAACAACUGCAUGCUUCUGCGGUGAAGGAGGCUGUAUCAGUGGCAAAUAAUGCUUGCUGGGCAAUUGGGGAACUAGCAGUCAAGGUUCAUCAAGAAAUUUCCCCUAUAGUGUUGACAAUCAUUUCAUGCUUGGUCCCAAUUCUUCAAAAUGCAGAGGGUCUCAACAAGUCACUUAUAGAAAACAGUGCAAUCACUCUGGGAAGGCUUGGCUGGGUUUGUCCAGAGCUUGUAGCACCACAUAUGGAACAUUUCAUGCAGUCCUGGUGUGCUGCUUUAUGCAUGAUACGAGAUGAUUUUGAAAAAGAGGAUGCAUUUCGUGGUCUUUGUGCAAUGGUGAGAGCAAAUCCAUCUGGUGCUGUAAGAUCGCUAGCCCAUGUAUGCAAAGCUAUUGCCAGUUGGCAUGAAAUAAGGAGUGAAGAUCUACGCAAUGAAGUCUGCCAGGUUGUGAAUGGGUAUAAACAGAUGCUUGCUAAUGGAGGAUGGGAUCAGUGCAUGGCCACACUCGAACCUUCAGUGUUGCAUAAAUUGUCAAGAUACCAAGUAUGACAGUUCCUUGGGACAAGCUCUCUUCUCUGGAUGGUGUCAUAUUUCCAUCUUGCAUUUGAGAUGGAUGAAAUAAUGGACCCACGACGUCUGGAUCUUCAAGCUUUAAGAGUGAGAUUUGUCGUGUGAUUUACCACUACAGUGGUAUGGGAAUAGUCAUUGUUGGAUGUGUACGCCAAGGACAAAGGGCGAGUUGUGUUUUAUAUGGGUCCUAGUGGUGCGGCCAAUCAGACAAGUUCGAUCCCGUCCGUUGUAUGCUCAUAGAAGUAUUAAUUUGUACUGUUUCAGUGGGCUUGUUUUUGUCUGUAAUUCCACUGAUCCCGUUACAGGCAUUCCUUGAGGUUUGAAAAGGUUUUGUAAUGUAUUUUUAGACGAUUGAGGUGUAUACGUACUGUCUUGGUUGUAGCCAUUUUUUAACAUUUGUCAUAUUCAAGUUUUGGUGCAAGUUAAAGAGUAUGUGACAGAACUGGUCUCAUGCAACUCUUUUACUUUGCUUUGUAAUUAUUUUGUACUGGUUUUGAAUCAUUAAAUCAAGUUUAAGAGCAGAUUCGAUCCA